Messenger RNA from Xiphophorus hellerii (green swordtail), 3247 nucleotides. Its product is annotated as SUN domain-containing protein 2-like. Gene Ontology annotation, molecular function: protein-membrane adaptor activity. Gene Ontology annotation, cellular component: nuclear envelope; meiotic nuclear membrane microtubule tethering complex. Bases 93 to 2447 code for a protein of 784 amino acids. The record is from RefSeq and is a predicted model, not a curated record. The transcript is spliced from 17 exons. Lineage: Eukaryota; Metazoa; Chordata; Actinopteri; Cyprinodontiformes; Poeciliidae.
AGUGUUUGGCAGGUUAAAGACGAAGUUGACCCGCUGCCACACACGCAGAAUGUCAUUAUUCGUCUCUGUGGUUCUGUGAUGUGCAAGCUGCAAUGUGUAUGUGCGUGUCUCUUGUAAUGGGGGAGGAAGACGAAGAGCUGCAGAGCUGGGGCUGGACUGACCUUUCCUGCUACUCGUCAUCGCCGUCGGACUCCGAGCAGGAGCAGCGGACCCCCUCCUCCCUCAUGUCCAGGCGCAGCCUGCGGCUCGACGAUGGCCUGCUGGACCGCCGCCCUCCGCCUCGCGGCAGCGCCUCCCUCGUCGUGGGAGGAGCCAGCUGGAGGAGCGACAGGCCCCGUCGCUCCCAGCGGAACUCGGCCUCCUGCUCAGAGUCGCUCCUCGUCGACUCUCCUCAGAAUGCCGUCGGCCAGUUCCUCCACAACAGCAGCGUCAACAGCGUGGCGUCGGACGCCUCCCUGAUCUCCUCCCUGCUGGACGAGUCCUCCAUCCAGGAGAGCACGCUGGUCGAAACCUUCUGGGGUUUGGACCAGGAUGCAGAUCUUAACGAAAGCACCAUCAUAGCCAGUGAGAGCAGCACUCUGAUUGGUUCAGACAGUGUUUAUGCCAAACACUCUGACCAGGCGCUCAGCAGGCUUUGCUGUAAAGACUGCAACUGUCCGAGCGCGCCAAAAUCUGACAAGGAAACCAAGACGGAAACCUCCACCAUCUACUACAGAGGUCGCAAGAGCAGGGCAGGCUGCAUGUUCAGAUGGAUCAACGGACAAUGGAGUCACAUGAGCUCGUCCUCCCGCUUAAGCAAACUCUUCAUCGUACUUCUGCUCCUCCUCCUCUUCAGUGUGUCGUGGUACUGUCCAGCUAGUAUCUACUCGCUCCUUUUGGGGAUCAACAUUGCAGACAUUCCAGGUCUGUCCUCAGUCCACAGCUUCUUACCUCUUCAGAGCCAGUCAGCAGAGGGCGCUCCAGAGGAGUUGGUCCAAAGUCACCCUCCGUCAGCUGAAAUGCUGCCACAGGAGGCUCCAGCUCCGUCUCCAGCUCCACCAGCAGGGAUGGAUUCUGAGCAGCAUGUUCAGAUGGAGCAGAGUCUGAGGGCGCUGUGGGAGGAGAUGGAGGCUGCAGGGCGACGGGCGGAGGAGAGUCACAAGGAGCUGCUUCAGCUCUACACCGACCUCCGUCAGCAGGCGUCCGGGCCCCAGCGCAGCGAGUACGACAUGGAGCUGUGGAUGAGGGGGCUGAUGGAGCAGCAGCUGUCUCUGCUACGAAGACAACUCAACGUAGAGAGACGGCUGAGGGAGCAGAUGCGACAGCAGGAUCUGUUGCUGCUGAAGACCCAGGCAUCCCGUUUGGAUCAGCUGCAGCUGCAGCUGGAGCAGGUCACAGCCAGGAGUUGGGAGCUGCAAGGAAGAAAUGAAGCUGACGCAGCGCCCCCUGCUGCUCUCCCAGACACUUCCAGCUCCGGCGUGGACAAACCGUCCCAGGAUGCUUUGCAGGCAGAUGUUUCGCGGUUGGAGGCGGCUCUAGUGGACGUGAAGCGGGACGUGGACGGUCUGUCUGGGUGUCAGGACGGCUGCCAGAAGCUGGACAGAAUCCAGCAGACGAUCUCAGAGCAGGUAUCGGGUCUGAUCCGGGAGGAGGUUCGAGCCCUGGUCUACGGAAACCAGCUGACCCAGGGCGGGGUCUCCGUCCUGCCGGAGUCCCUCCUGCAGUGGCUGUCGCAGCGGUUUGUGGGCGAGGCCGACCUGAAGGAGGCGCUGUCCUCUCUGGAGUCUAGCAUCUUGCAGAAACUCAGCCGGUGGCAGCGACGGCACAAUAAAGAGGAGACGGUCAAAGAGGAUGUACUGGAUGUUCCUGGGAACGCUGUAACCAAGGAGGAAGUCCAUGUGAUGGUGAUGGAGGCUCUGAAGCUGUUUUCUCAGGAUCGAACCGGCCUGGCCGACUACGCUCUGGAGUCCGGAGGGGGCAGCAUCCUCAGCACUCGCUGCUCAGAGACCUAUGAGACGAAGGCCGCCCUGCUGAGCUUAUUCGGAUUUCCUCUCUGGUAUUUCUCCCAGUCUCCUCGAACCGUGAUCCAGCCUGAUGUCCAUCCUGGGAACUGCUGGGCCUUCAGAGGAUCUACAGGCUUCCUCGUGAUCCAGCUGUCCAUGAAAAUCCUUCCCACGGCCGUCACCAUGGAGCACGUCCCCAAAUCCCUGGCCCCUAGCGGGACGCUGCGCAGUGCUCCACGAGACUUCAGCGUUUAUGGUCUAAAAGACGAGGACCAGGACAGAGGGAAACUGCUGGGAAAUUACACGUACGACGAAGACGGAGAGGAUCUGCAGAUGUUCAUCAUCUCAGCGGAGAACGACGAAGCCUUCCAGAUCAUCGAGGUGCAGGUUCUGUCUAACUGGGGCCACCCAGAGUACACGUGCAUGUACCGCUUCAGAGUGCACGGGUUGCCGAGCGACAUCUGAGUCGACGAGGCGGAGAAGCUCUGCUCGCUUUUUAACCGUCUGCGCAGUGGUUGGUUCUUACGUUUCCCAUGGAAACGCUCUCUGUCCCGGUGAUCCAAUGAAUCUGUUCAUAGUUUCUCUAUCCAGGUUCUGCUUCCAGGUCGUCGCUGCUGGUUGUCACAUGUUUUAUGCAUUUAUCAGGUGUGAUGUCAUUCAGCUGUUGCGUCAGCGUGAAACCUUCUCUCUGCGUCGCGGUGCGGAUAAACGGUCUGAAGAGGAGGGAAGGUUUUAAAGCAGAAACUGAAACAACAUCCCGCUUCAGCAGACAAUGCAAUAUAAAAAAUAGUUUUACGUUUUCAAACUGUAAAAAUGUGAAACCUGAACACUUGAAGGGAAAGAAAAAGUAAAAAACUAUUUCCAACUAUUUGUCUCCAGUUUGAAAGCUUAUUCCUCAUUUGCACUGGAACUUUUUUAUGUAUACAUUUGAUAUAUGUAAAUAAUUUUGUACAAGACUUUAAACUGAAUUGUUGAAUAAUAAAGAUCUGACAUUUUAAAAGCUUUCUCUUGUUGCAUUAAUGUAAUGAAGUGUCAAGCAGACGGCAGGAUGCAAGCAGAUCAGACAUCACAGUAGUUUAUUAAAGUGAGUUCUAUGUAAAUAUAAAAAAUGUACUUUGAGUGAAAUUAAUUUGUAAAAUGAUGGCGUGAUGACUUCCUUAAGGUAGAGUGUCAGAAUAAGAGUUUUUAAAGAGACAGAGGCCAAAUUUCAAGGUGUUCAGUUAUGAAGUCAAAUUUCUUUUAAGUCAUAUUUGAUAGGUAUAGCA